Molecule: messenger RNA, 985 nt
Organism: Monosiga brevicollis MX1
Lineage: Eukaryota; Choanoflagellata; Craspedida; Salpingoecidae
Exons: 1
Coding region: 1-750 (249 amino acids)
Source: RefSeq, a predicted model, not a curated record
AUGCUUCUUGUCCUGUUCCUCUUGAAUGGCGCUUGGUGGCUUUUACUCAAUUACAGGCGAGGUGCAUGGCAGCUGUUGGAACUCAAGCUGAUGCCAGACGACCCUGUGCGCUCAGCCUGGGUCUCCAUCGGCAUCGGUGUGGUCAUCUUCACCUUGUUCUUCGUGGACCAGGUCGUGCGACGUGAACACGGGCGCGCCUCCCUUGUGCUUCUCAACGGUCUUACGUACUCUGCCAACAGCGUGCCGGCCACGUCGCACAUUCCCGUCCGGUCGCCUCGACCUCCUACCCUGCAUGAAAGCAUUUUCCACACUUUCUUGCUCGUCCUCGUCGGCUUUGCCACAAUCUGCUAUUGGCGAGGCCUAUGGGAUUUACAAGACUUGUACAUUAUGCCUGAUCGGCCCGUUCAAUCCAAUGUCUUGUCCUUGAUGGUGGGCCUGGUGGGCCUGUUCUUCAUGCGCUCCCUGCGGUCCACCCAUGGACAGCCAUUCUUGAACAGCGUGGACGUUGGUUAUUUUAACAUUUUCAACCCCAGUGAACCGGCCCGCCCCUUGCAAUGGGAAACCAUCGACAGCUUCAGUAUGGCCCGCGAUCGUCAGAAGCGAGAACACGCACAGAUGGCGCUGGCCGCUAGUGAGGCCAGUCAGCGCCUCCCAGGCAUUGCACCUCUUGAAAUGCCUGCCUUUGGCCUCGCUCGUAUCAAGAUGGAGCCCGAUCUUGGCGAGGACAUUUUUGAAUCCCAGAUCUCGUGAUCGACCUCACCUUGGCCAUAGUAGAGUGCGUCGCGCACCUUGCCCUUUGGCUAUCCAGCCAACGGAGGCCUCUAUUCAGCCCGCGGGCUGCGCCUGAUACUAGCUGAAUGGAAACGCCCGAUGCACGCACCACGGCUCUUCAAGAACGACAGGCUUCUUUGCGUGUUUGUGUGAACAAGUAGACUCAGACAACCAAGUUGUGUUUUGUGCCAUUUAUUUCAUCCCGUUUGCCUCA